Messenger RNA from Suillus bovinus, 1125 nucleotides. RefSeq names its product carbohydrate esterase family 8 protein. Gene Ontology annotation, biological process: cell wall modification. The transcript is spliced from 10 exons. The record is from RefSeq and is a predicted model, not a curated record. Bases 1 to 1125 code for a protein of 374 amino acids. Lineage: Eukaryota; Fungi; Basidiomycota; Agaricomycetes; Boletales; Suillaceae. Gene Ontology annotation, molecular function: pectinesterase activity.
AUGGGACCAUAUUUGACACACUUUGCAGUGCUUUGCGCAUUCCUGGCCAGUUUGAGUGUAGAAAUUCACGCCCUCUCCCCGGACUAUUCUGCAUGCCAAUUACAUCAGAAUGCGGAAACUUCCCCCUUGACUGGAUGCCCAGAUGGAACGCUAUUUGUGUCACCCACAGAUAGCAGAGCAGGCUUUAAAACUGUCCAAGCUGCUGUGGAGUCCCUGCCAGAGACGGGCGACGCAAUAAUUCUGAUUGGAGCGGGAGAAUACUUUGAAAGGGUCAAUGUUGCGCGGUCUGCGCCGCUCACUCUUCUGGGCCAGCUUGAUCCCAACACUGCUCGCGACCCAGCUGGGAAUGCUUCUCAGCGCAACCUUGUUCACAUUUGGAGCAAUUUACAUCUUCUGUCUGGGAUGAACGACCUGGAGACUGCGACUCUGACCGUCGCACCUCGCUCUGGACAGCAGUUCGGUAACAUUGACUUCAAAGCCUAUAAUAUCGACUUCGAAAAUCGUGCUGCCAAUUACGCGAUUUCUCAAGCUCUCGCUGUAGCCUUCGUAUCAGCAAAUGUUUCUUUCUAUGGCUGCUCCUUUGCAAGCUAUCAGGAUACGUGGUUCACCGGCCCCGGCGCACAUUCAUAUGCUGUUGGCAGUAUAAUAUACGGUCAAGCUGAUUAUCUUUUCGGAUUUGGCACGGCCUGGUUUCAAAAUGUGAUUUUGGCCAAUCGAGCUUGUAAUGGUGGUAUCGUAGCAUGGCGAGGUACAGAAGGAACCAGGACUGGGGCAUUCAUCGCUGAUUCGAAAAUCAUCCGCUCCCCAGAUGCAAAUACCACUACCGUUACUGAUGGCCAUUGCUACCUCGGACGCCCCUGGAAUCCCCUGGCUGUCACCGUAUAUUUGCGCACAUACAUGGAUAAGAGCAUUCAUCCUAAUGGUUUCACCCACUGGUCCAAAGCAACAAGUGUUCCACGCACCACGUAUUUCGCAGAGUAUAAGUCGUCUGGUCCUGGAGGGGACACGUCGAAACGUAUACCCCAAGAAUUUAUCCUGACUGACGCGCAGGUGGAGAAAAAUUUCACGUUGGAAUCAGUGUUUGCUGGUACACCAUCGUGGAUUGACUUUAAAUAUGGGCAUUGA